AUGACAUCAAACACUACUUGUGGAGAUGGUUCAUCAAGUUCAGAAAGCUCGUUAUCAAGGUGUUAUCCGAAUGGUAAAGAAAACGCAGCUUAUGCUACAGAAGAAAGUGACUACGCGGCGUCUGAAACCUACACCGGCUCAGACGCUCAUCGAGAUGGAGCCGAAAAUCCAGCGUAUACAGGCGAAGAGGAUUGUACAAGAGGUUCUGAAAUCAACACCAAUUAUUCUGGCGAUAAAAUCGUGCAACAGCAACCAAAGCUACUUUCCGAUGUACGGUUUGAUCGACAAAUAAGCGAUGUAUCGGAUUUUAAUUUCAACACAAAUGAAAAGGGACUCACUGAAAUGGUUCUUGAAGAAAUUGAGAAAUCGUUUUCCCAUGAUCAAGGUCAAAAUAUACAAGAACAACAAGAUGUUUCACAACAAGAUCAGUCAACUUCAAAUGAAUAUGACGACGAAAUAUCCUCUCCAGAGCGCAGAGCUACACCAGCAAGCGACAACGCAACAUGGAGAAGCAAAUUAAUUGACGAUUUAAACGAUGAUAUUGAAUUCGAGGAUAUUUCUUCGGACGAAGAAGAUACAGAUGCUACUACACGGGAAAGAGUGGAAAUUAGGGAUUCAUCUUCAAGUUACGACGAAAGUCCUAAACUACCUUCAUUCACAGUAGACAUUCCAACGAAAUUGGCUCCUCGCAAAACUAUUAUAUGCGAAGGACAGCCUGUUGUCGUCGAUUUGGGAUCUUACGAAAUAAAAGCUGGGUUUGCUGGGGAAUAUCUUCCUGCAUUCGAAUACAGAACUGUUAUUGGAAACUGGGGUUCACACUUAGGCGAAGGUUUCCAAAAUAAACUUGAUGACACUUUCUUUGGAGACGAAGCUAUGUCGAAACAUACGAUGAUAACAAGACGGUAUCCUAUACAAGGUGGCGAAGUCACUGACUGGAAAGAUCUUGAAAAAAUGUUGGAUUAUACGUUUUCCAAAUUACUGGAAAUCGACGCAAAAGAUCAUCCAGUGUUAAUCACAGAACCGUCAACAAUAAACAAAAGACAAAGAGAGAGAAAACUUGAGAUUAUAAUGGAAUCGCUACAUUGCCGGAUGGUUCAAUUCAAACAACAAGCAGUAUUAAGUUCAUUGUCUGCUGGAAAAGAUAUUUCUCUGGUUGUCAGUAGUGGACAUGGAUGUACUGAAGUAGUGCCAGUGUAUUACGGAUACGCUUUAAAUCAUGCAGUACAAAGAAUGAAUGUCGGUGGAAAACAUGUUACUGAAUAUUUAUCGAGAUUAUUAUUAGAAGAACGGGGAGCAAAUUUUACAUCUGCUGCUGAUCAACUCAUUUUAGAAUCAAUCAAGCACAGAUAUGCCCAAGUGUUGCCUGAUGAAUCUUUUGAAUCAAAACAUUGGACCAAGCAAGUAUCAUACGAACUUCCUGAUGGAGAAAUUUUACAACUUGGCAGAGAACUACACAGAUGUACAGAUCCCUUAUUUCAACCAGGGUUAAUCGGACAAGACGGCGAUGGCGGAGUUGAUACGCUAAUCAGAGAAUCGCUGAAAAGUGUCGAUUCAGACAUUCACCAACAAAUGAAGUCAACAGUUUUACUUUCUGGUGGAAACAGUUGUCUUCGUGGAUUUAAAGAACACUUACAUGAAAAACUUCUACUUGACGACGGGUCAAAAAGUUCAAAAACGAAUUGGAAAAUUGAUUCUUGUGAAAAUUUAAAAACUUGCGCUUGGUUGGGAGGUUCAUUAUACGCUGAUAAUGAUUCCUUCCGGCAAUCUGCCGUAACGGACGAUGCAUAUUUUGAGUAUGGGCCUUCAAUAAUACAUAGAAUGUGUCUCUAGUUAUAUUUUAGAUUUGUGGCCAGGCACGAAAACAUAAUUAUAAUACAUUUAUUACAUGAAAUUUUGGGUGCUAAUACGAAUCAGAUUAACUAACCGAUGUACAAUUGAUUUGCUUUAUCAGUUUGCUUAGACUGAAAAUAUACCAGUUAAGUAAGGGAGAAAAUUCAUGCAAUGUUAUGCGUGGAGCAAUCGACGAAAAAGAUUCCUGAGUACGCUCUUGUUUGCGAGACUGAAACCCGUCUGAAUCAGUACUGUAAUUUAUUCACGUUUUGAUGCAUUCCCAAAGUUAUAUAUCACUCAAUAUGAAAAAUCAUGUGAAAUGAUGUUAUGUAAAGAAAAUUCAUACUCAGGCCUAUGGCUGACGGCCAACUGACCCCAGAAGACGCAUCUCAAAUGCAAUUUCAGACCAAGGUGAACUGCCCAGAAAUCGAAGUCCUUACCUUAAUCGUAUCUUCAUUAUUAAUUUUGCUUGAAUAAUGCAUUUAUUAAUAUAAAUCGAUUGUUUUUGCCAGCAUCUUGAAGACUGUUUGGUGACUUUUCAGCUAGCAAGCAUUUGGAAAAAAUAGAUUGAGUAAUUUUUGUUCGAGCAAGCCUUCUGUCGUCGCUUGUUAUGGUCUGAGCCAAAAAAUUGUUGCGAUUGCCAUCAAAUAAUCGUUAUUAUUAUGGAAAACAUUUUUGGACACUUUAGUGUUCCUUUUUUUUUAUAAAUUCCGUGUACUUAUAUCCAAAAUAUCUUUUAAAUGAAGUAAAAAACACGGGAUGUGCAUUACAAUCUUCUGAUGUCUAAAUUUAACGAGCUUAUGCUUAUACGUUUAUUCAAUGGGUCGAAACGAAAUGAUACUCAAGAAAAUCAUUUUGAAAUAAUUUUCAAUACUUAUUCCAAUAUGUUGUUGGGGAGAUACUCCAUAGCCUUGUAUUUUUAGAUGACUCAAUUUACUUUUUCUGGCUGAGCAAUAUUGUCGUGUGUCUGGUACACACUAUAACUAACUAACUCAUAACCCCAUUUUCGUUUUUUUUUUAUGUAUUUUGUGCCAAACAUACUUUCGCUUAAAAUUUGAAAACAGAAUGCAUUCUUUCAUUAUUCUUGAAGCGGUUACACAAAAUAUAAUCUUAUGGAAAAUCACACCAAUACCAUAAACUCUGAAUAAAAUUAACAUUAAUUAAUAAUUUUUAAAUUUUGCAUCAUAAUUAUUUUGCAAAAUCCAGCAUUAGACUACAUUAUAUUCAAAUGUCAUUGUUUCCAGAUCUAAUUCGAGUGUCACUGCCUUAGUCAUAUAUCUAUGUUAUAUUUGGUGCAACAGAAUUGCGUAUAUCUUUUUUGUUUCCUAUUGCAUAUUCCAGUAUUUGAAAUAUUUUUAUGCAAUUAAAAUUUGUACAUGGAAUGCUAUCUCAUAUCGCGUAAUUAAUUUUAGAAUUAUUGCAUAUUCACUCCAAGUCAUGUUAGUAAAUGUUUUAUACAAAUUAUUCAUCGACUGCCCACUCGAUCACAAAACACUGACAGUAGUGUUUAUUGCAUUGUUUUAGAAUGACUGUCAAACUGCAACAAAACAGUCUAUAGUGAGCUAAUCUAUAUGCCUGCAUGCGAGUGUAAUUUCCCUUGAAAUCCUGUACAUUUAUGAUAUGCCGAACAGUGUAUGUUAUUUUACGUGCUAUCGUUUCAUUUACAUUUUUUAUUUCUGAUUUAGGUUUCAAAUUUUGUAUAUUCAUGUUUUUAUUUCUUUUAAGUUUGCUGAGCCCUAUGAUUUGUUGACGUUACACAUCCAGUUCCAAAAUCGCGAAAAAAUAUUUUUGGCAAAAUACCACGUACUUGGUUCAAACGUAAACAUUGCUGUUAGUAUCAGUAAUAGGCAACAAAAAAUUGAGGGACUAAAACUUCAAUUCCCAUGAAUUUUGAUCACUAUAUUGAGCUGCAUUUAGGUUUAUCGUCCAACUGUAUUAAAUUUUUGUCUGAAUUCUUACAUCCAAUGAUGAAAAAAACUCAAUUUUAUCACGAUUAAAUCAAGUCUUUAAACUUGUUUUGUUUGCUUCGAAAAACUAAAGAUUCAAGGUCAGUACAAAAAUUGUCAUAUUAGAUCGCACCUUGUUGGAUUUGCGUGCUAGCAAAUGGAAGUAUUUUGGUUUCAAUUUGAUGCAGGAUGACGUAGAUUUAGAAGAAUAGAAUCAUAAAUAAACGUUGACCAACAUAAA
Messenger RNA from Styela clava, 4017 nucleotides. The record is from RefSeq and is a predicted model, not a curated record. NCBI's taxonomy places the organism in Eukaryota, Metazoa, Chordata, Ascidiacea, Stolidobranchia, Styelidae.